Messenger RNA from Mesocricetus auratus (golden hamster), 3392 nucleotides. RefSeq names its product zinc finger protein 628 (gene Znf628). The record is from RefSeq and is a predicted model, not a curated record. NCBI's taxonomy places the organism in Eukaryota, Metazoa, Chordata, Mammalia, Rodentia, Cricetidae.
CCCGCCCCCUCCCGGGCCGCGGCUCCCGCAGCCGGCGCCGUGCCGGGCCCCGCUUCCCGUCGGCCCCCGCGGGGAGGCCCUGGGGCUCCCCUGGAUCCCCCCGUCCCCCCCCAGACCGGGGCCGCAGGUGUCAUGGCCGGCUCCCACGUGGACAUGGCUCCAGCUUCCGCCACGGAGGGCAGUGGGGAAAAGCCAGGCCCCACUGCGCCAGCACCCACCCCUGCCGCCCAGUAUGAGUGCGGGGAGUGCGGCAAGUCGUUCCGGUGGUCAUCUCGGCUCCUGCACCAUCAGCGCACGCACACGGGCGAGCGGCCCUAUAAAUGCCCGGACUGCCCCAAGGCCUUCAAGGGUUCCUCUGCCCUGCUCUACCACCAGCGGGGCCACACGGGCGAGCGGCCUUACCAGUGCCCGGACUGCCCCAAAGCCUUCAAGCGCUCCUCCCUGCUGCAGAUCCACCGCAGCGUGCACACGGGCCUGCGGGCCUUCACGUGCGGCCAGUGCGGCCUGGCCUUCAAGUGGUCGUCCCACUACCAGUACCACCUGCGGCAGCACACGGGCGAGCGGCCCUACCCAUGCCCCGACUGCCCCAAGGCUUUUAAGAACUCGUCCAGCCUGCGGCGCCACCGGCACGUGCAUACCGGGGAACGCCCUUACACCUGCGGCAUUUGCGGCAAGAGCUUCACCCAGAGUACCAACCUGCGCCAGCACCAGCGGGUGCACACCGGGGAGCGCCCGUUUCGCUGCCCGCUCUGCCCCAAGACCUUCACGCACUCUUCCAACCUGCUGCUGCACCACCGCACGCACGGCCCCGCCCCCGCCCCCGCGGAGGACACCGGCCGAGCCAGCGCCAAGGUCCUGGUCUCGGAUGCCUACCUGCAGCCCCACAGCCCGCCCGCGCCCCAAGCCCCGCCCCCGCCGCCGCCGCCGCCGCCCGUAGUGCCCGAGCUCUUCCUGGCUGCCGCCGAGACCACGGUGGAGCUGGUGUACCGCUGCGACGGCUGCGAGCAGGGCUUCAGCAGCGAGGAGCUGCUCCUGGAGCACCAGCCGUGCCCGGGGCCCGCCGAGGCCGCGCAGCCCCACGAGGCGCCUGCCGAGCUGCCCCAGGCCGACCCCGCCCUGCCGCAGCCCCCGCCGCCCGCCACCGCGGGCCCCCCUAACUUCGCUUGCCUGCCUUGCGGGAAGUCCUUCCGGACCGUGGCCGGCCUGUCCCGCCACCAGCACAGCCACGGCGCGGCCGGCGGCCAGGCCUUUCGCUGUGGCAGCUGUGACGGCGCCUUCCCGCAGCUGGCCAGCCUGUUGGCUCACCAGCAGUGCCACGUGGAGGAGGCGGCGGCGGGACGGCCGCCCCCGGCCGAGGCUGCGGAGGUCACCUGCCCCCAGGAGCCCCUCGCCCCGGCCACCCCUGCCCCUCCGCCUCCCCCCCCUCCCGCCCCUGUUUCCGCAGAGCGGCCCUACAAAUGUGCCGAGUGCGGCAAGGCCUUCAAGGGCUCCUCCGGGCUGCGCUACCACUUGCGGGACCACACCGGCGAGCGGCCCUACCAGUGCGGGGAGUGCGGCAAGGCCUUCAAGCGCUCCUCCCUGCUGGCCAUCCACCAGCGCGUGCACACGGGCCUGCGGGCCUUCACGUGCGGCCAGUGCGGCCUCACCUUCAAGUGGUCGUCCCACUACCAGUACCACCUGCGGCUGCACUCGGGCGAGCGGCCCUACGCCUGCAGCGAGUGUGGCAAAGCCUUCCGGAACACGUCGUGCCUGCGGCGCCACCGGCACGUGCACACGGGCGAGCGGCCCCACUCCUGCGGUGUGUGCGGCAAGAGCUUCGCGCAGACUUCCAACCUGCGGCAGCACCAGCGCGUGCACACGGGCGAGCGGCCUUUCCGCUGCCCGCUCUGCCCCAAGACCUUCACGCACUCUUCCAACCUGCUGCUGCACCAGCGCACCCAUUCUGCCGAGCGCCCUUUCGCCUGCCCCAUUUGCGGCCGAGGCUUCGUCAUGGCCGCCUACCUGCAGCGGCACCUGAGGACGCACACGCCAGCCACGGCAACCUCGGGCGCCGCCGGCCCUGCCGCCCCGCAGCCCCCUGCCCCAUUGGCUGCAGCGCCAACUCCGCUGGCCGCCCAAGAUGUUCACGUCGUCCCCCACCUGCAGGCCACACUUUCCCUGGAAGUAGCUGGGACCACAGCUCAGGCUACGCCCCCGGCCCCGGCCGUCCCCAACUCCCAGACGUUUCUCCUGGUACAGACUGCCCAGGGCCUCCAACUGAUCCCUAGCAGGGUCCAUCCCCCGACGCCCCCGCCCCCGCCCCCCAAGCUCAUCCUGCUGCCUCCCGCCAGUGCUGGGGGUCUGGGCAGUGGUGCUGCACGACAGAGCCCUCGGGCCGUGGGGAAAGCUGGACAGGGGUCAGGGGUGGUGUGGCUUCCAGGCCCGAGCGGUCUGGGGAUGCAGGGCGGGGGCAAUGCGGGGGCCAGCGGCGGAGGGCAGAGCCUCAUUGUUCUGCAGAAUGUAGGGAGUGGGGAGGCAGGGCCGCAGGAAGUGAGUGGGGUUCAGCUUCAGCCAGCACAGGAAGUGACCACGGUCCAACUCCAGCCUGCACAGGAAGUGACCGCGGUCCAGCUCCAGCCGGCACAGGAAGUGACCGCGGUCCAGCUCCAGCCGGCGCAGGAAGUGACCACGGUCCAGCUCCAGCCCCUGACAGGCCAAGUCUCCAGUUCUAACGGAGGAGCCGUGGCAGCGGACGCUCCGAACCUGCUGGUGGUUCAGAGUGGGGCUGCUGAGGAGUUACUCGCUGGCCCCGGAGCCGGCGAGGUGGGGGACAGCGAGGCCAGCGCCAGUGUGGUCCAGGAUGUACUGUUUGAAACCCUGCAGACAGACGAGGGGCUGCAGAGCGUGCUGGUGCUGAGUGGAGCCGAUGGCGAGCAGACCAGGCUCUGUGUGCAGGAGGUGGAAACCCUUUCCCCUGGGCUGACAGAGCCAGCUGCCGCCGCCGCCCCGGCGGGACAGAAACUCCUCAUCAUUCGCAGCGCUCCGGCUACUGAUCUGCUGGAGAAUAGCGGCGCUGCAGGAGGCGGCGCCGCCACACUGCAGCUCCUGGCCCCGCCUGCCCCUGGCCCGGCCUCUGCCCCUGUGGGGGUGCCUGUAGCUCCCCCCUCCCAGAUGGUACAAGUGGUCCCCGCCGUGACUGGCCCGGGGGUCAUGGCUCCGCAGAGCUUGCCCUCGAUCCAGAUCGUGCAGAGUCUGCCUGCGGUCCAGUUGGUGCACACGUUUUGAAGGGACUCACUAGACAGACACUCCCCCCUCCACACCCCACAACUAACUGUUCUCCUCAGCUGGGCUGGGGUCAGUCCCAGAGUCAAGGGGGCCGCUGGCUGGGCUUGCUAAUAAAGACAGAGUCUCUU